GUCACGUGCCGUGACAGCUGCUGGGGCGAGGCCGGCGUCGCCGCCCGCGCUGGUUGGGGCUGUGUCUGUGGGAGGCGCUGGGGUGAUGGCGGUGGAGACUCUGUCCCCUGACUGGGAGUUUGACCGCGUUGACGACGGCUCACAGAAAAUUCAUGCUGAAGUCCAACUUAAGAAUUAUGGAAAAUUUCUUGAGGAAUAUACAUCUCAAUUGAGAAGAAUCGAGGACGCGCUGGAUGAUUCAAUUGGAGAUGUUUGGGAUUUCAAUCUUGAUCCUAUAGCGUUAAAGCUUUUGCCUUAUGAACAGUCUUCCCUUUUGGAACUGAUAAAGACUGAAAACAAGGUCUUAAACAAAGUCAUCACUGUUUAUGCUGCACUUUGUUGUGAAAUCAAGAAAUUAAAAUAUGAGGCUGAAACUAAGUUUUACAAUGGGCUCUUGUUUUAUGGAGAAGGAGCUACAGAUUCCAGCAUGGUGGAAGGUGAUUGCCAAAUUCAAAUGGGAAGAUUUAUUUCAUUCUUACAGGAACUGUCUUGUUUUGUUACGAGAUGCUAUGAAGUGGUGAUGAAUGUAGUCCAUCAGUUGGCCGCCCUCUAUAUCAGUAACAAGAUUGCCCCCAAAAUUAUAGAGACAACUGGAGUUCAUUUUCAGACUAUGUAUGAGCACUUGGGAGAACUGCUGGCAGUUUUGCUCACUCUGGAUGAAAUUAUUGAUAAUCAUAUCACACUGAAAGACCACUGGACUAUGUACAAAAGGUUACUGAAGUCUGUACAUCACAACCCUUCCAAAUUUGGAAUUCAGGAAGAAAAACUAAAGCCAUUUGAAAAGUUCUUGUUAAAACUAGAAGGGCAGUUACUUGAUGGCCUGAUAUUUCAGGCUUGUAUAGAACAACAGUUUGAUUCUCUCAACGGUGGAGUAUCUGUGUCAAAGAAUAGCACUUUUGCUGAAGAAUUUGCACAUAGUAUUCGCUCAAUUUUUGCAAAUGUAGAAGCCAAACUUGGAGAACCUUCUGAAAUUGACCAGAGAGACAAGUAUGUUGGAAUUUGUGGACUCUUUGUACUGCACUUUCAAAUUUUUCGAACUGUUGAUAAAAAAUUUUAUAAGUCUUUGUUGGAUAUUUGUAAGAAGGUACCAGCCAUCACAUUAACUGCUAAUAUUAUUUGGUUUCCUGAUAAUUUUCUGAUCCAGAAAAUACCAGCAGCUGCCAAACUUCUAGACAGAAAAAGUCUUCAAGCCAUUAAAAUACACAGGGAUAGUUUCUUACAGCAGAAAGCUCAAUCACUUACCAAAGAUGUACAGUCUUACUACGUCUUUGUGAGCUCAUGGAUGAUGAAAAUGGAAUCUAUUUUAUCUAAAGAGCAGAGAAUGGAUAAAUUUGCCGAAGACCUCACCAAUAGAUGUAAUAUUUUUAUACAGGGCUUCUUAUAUGCAUAUAGUAUUAGUACUAUUAUUAAAACCACGAUGAAUCUCUACAUGUCCAUGCAAAAGCCAAUGACCAAAACCUCAGUUAAGGCAUUAUGCAGGCUUGUUGAACUUCUGAAGGCAAUAGAGCAUAUGUUCUACAGAAGAAGCAUGGUUGUGGCUGAUUCAGUUGCACAUAUAACACAGCACCUUCAACACCAGGCUCUUAAUUCUAUUUCUGUAGCCAAGAAAAGAGUAAUUUCUGACAAAAAAUACAGCGAACAGCGUCUUGAUGUGCUCUCUGCUCUAGUUUUGGCUGAAAAUACUCUAAAUGGACCAAGCACAAAGCAACGGCGACUUAUCGUUUCUUUGGCACUAAGUGUUGGCACACAAAUGAAAACAUUCAAAGAUGAAGAACUCUUUCCACUUCAAGUAGUCAUGAAAAAACUGGAUCUUAUCAGUGAACUUAGAGAACGGGUUCAGAUACAGUGUGACUGUUGUUUUUUAUACUGGCAUCGAGCAGUCUUCCCAAUUUAUUUAGAUGAUGUAUAUGAAAAUGCCGUUGAUGCAGCUAGAUUACAUUACAUGUUCAGUGCUUUACGAGACUGUGUGCCGGCUAUGAUGCAUGCAAGGCAUUUAGAGUCCCAUGAGAUUCUCCUGGAUUGCUAUGACAAGGAAAUUAUGGAAAUUUUAAAUGAGCAUUUGUUGGACAAGUUGUGCAAAGAAAUAGAGAAGGAUCUGAGACUUUCUGUGCAUACUCAUUUAAAGCUGGAUGACCGGAACCCUUUCAAAGUUGGCAUGAAAGACCUGGCUCUUUUUUUCUCUCUAAAUCCAAUUAGGUUUUUCAAUCGCUUCAUUGACAUUCGAGCUUAUGUAACUCACUACCUAGACAAGACUUUCUACAAUCUCACAACAGUAGCCCUUCAUGAUUGGGCCACGUACAGUGAAAUGAGAAAUUUAGCUACUCAACGUUAUGGAUUGGUUAUGACAGAGGCACAUCUUCCUAGUCAGACUUUGGAACAGGGCCUUGAUGUUUUGGAAAUCAUGAGAAACAUUCAUAUAUUUGUGUCUCGAUACCUCUAUAAUCUCAACAAUCAGAUUUUUAUUGAACGAACAAGCAAUAACAAACAUUUGAAUACUAUUAAUAUUCGGCAUAUUGCUAAUUCAAUUCGAACACAUGGCACAGGAAUCAUGAAUACCACAGUUAAUUUCACUUACCAAUUUUUGAAAAAGAAGUUCUAUAUAUUUAGCCAGUUUAUGUAUGAUGAACAUAUCAAGUCCAGAUUGAUUAAAGAUAUUCGGUUUUUCAGGGAAAUCAAGGACCAAAAUGAUCAUAAGUAUCCUUUUGAUAGAGCAGAAAAAUUCAAUCGAGGCAUCAGAAAACUUGGAAUAACACCAGAGGGACAGAGCUAUCUUGAUCAGUUCAGGCAACUCAUCAGCCAAAUUGGUAAUGCUAUGGGCUAUGUACGAAUGAUAAGAUCUGGUGGUCUUCAUUGUAGCAGCAAUGCCAUUAGAUUUGUGCCUGAUCUUGAAGAUAUUGUAAACUUUGAGGAACUAGUGAAAGAAGAAGGUCUUUCAGAGGAAACAUUAAAAGCAGCAAGGCAUUUGGACUCGGUCCUCAGUGAUCAUACACGAAAUUCUGCUGAAGGCACAGAAUAUUUCAAAAUGCUUGUAGAUGUUUUUGCUCCAGAAUUUCGAAGGCCAAAGAAUAUACAUCUCCGAAAUUUCUAUAUCAUUGUUCCUCCUCUAACUCUCAACUUUGUAGAGCAUUCCAUUAGUUGCAAGGAAAAAUUGAAUAAAAAAAAUAAAAUUGGAGCAGCCUUUACUGAUGAUGGUUUUGCCAUGGGUGUGGCUUACAUCCUAAAGCUUUUGGAUCAGUACCAGGAGUUUGAUUCACUUCACUGGUUCCAGUCUGUUAGAGAGAAAUACCUGAAGGAGAUAAGAGCAGUUGCUAAGCAACAGAACAUACAAUCAGCUAGUCAAGAUGAAAAACUAUUGCAAACCAUGAACCUCACUCAGAAGCGACUGGAUGUCUAUCUACAGGAAUUUGAAUUGCUCUAUUUCUCACUGAGCAGUGCAAGAAUUUUCUUCAGAGCAGACAAGACUGCAGCUGAAGAGAACCAAGAAAAGAAAGAAAAGGAAGAAGAAACUAAAACAAGCAAUGGAGACCUGUCUGACUGCACUGUGUCUACUGAUCCUGUUGUGAAGUGAUAUUGAUGGUAUGAAAUCAUCAGAAUUGUGUUAAUAUUUUUGCCAGUGAAAUGGAUGUUGUAAGCUAUCAUCAAAUUGUUUCCUGGGUCACAUCUCUGGAAAAUAUUUUAGUUGUGACAACUCUUAAGGCAGUACUCUGAAGUUCAGCCAUUCUGUUUACAAAGGCUCUGCUUUUCAAAGGUUGAGAAUAAGAUUUUAAAAUUUGACUUUUGCCUAGACUUUAGGCUAGAAGAUGUUUCUAGGAAAAAUUAUUUGUUGGCAAAUCCAGAUUCCUAAAAUGUCACCUCAGAUCUCUUGCAGUCUACAAGUGUUUGUAAUUUAUAUUUGCAUAGGUCUUUAUCUCAAGUCAUUGGAAAUUCAAUGCAUAUACUAUAUAGCCAGUAAAUACAUGUCUUAAAAAAAAAGGAAUUGAACCUGAAAUUUAUGAAGCAUACAUAUCAAUAUUCUUACAAAAAGAGUAUGUGAAGACGACUUUGAUACUGGAGGUGAGGUACAAAUGUGUUAUGUACCCUUUGUGUACAGUAUAACUGAUGAUCCUUCGUUGUUAAUUUCAUGUGACUCACAAGAGCUGCUGCUGAUGUCUUUUGAUGAGACAUUGUAAUUAGUUUACAUUGCUUUGGGAACAUUUAACCUCCAACAACUGCUUUAAGAUUUACUUAAUACUCAAAAGUCAGAUAAAGCCAUAGAAUCCUGCUUGUUCACUUCUGGUUGAUAUCAGAAUAAGUUGAAUGAAUUGUUUCUACAUCUAAACUCAGGUUUCUUCUAUGUUAGGUUAAAUUGAAAUCCUGAUGGUUUGGGCAGGCUUUUUCUUCAUAUCAAGUAUAAUCUAAAAUACAAGAUUGAAUAAUUGCACUGUGCAGGCUUUUAAAAAAUUACCACUGUGAGAAUAAAACUCUAAUAAAUCACUUCCUGAUUUUAAAAAUAUAGAAAGAUUUUGAAUAAAUUUUAGUUCCCGGCAAGCUACUGGCUUUAUUUUUGUAAAGAUGUUAGUUAAUAAUUACAUGGUUUAAUUUUGGCCUUUUUAAAUAUAAUAAAAUAAUACCUUUAUGAUGAAAAGGAAAAUUUAAAACUUUAAAUGUAAUACAAAUAUCCUUUGGGAAAAUGCUUGAUUUUUCUGUUGCAUUUGCCUGCUAAACAUUUCUCUGGAUAAAUCCUGCAAGGAAGGAAUUCUAACAUUUUUGGAAUGGGUAUUCAGUGCUCUGUCUGUGCUCAUUGGUUUAGGGUCAGGAAAACUUUCCCAGCCCAAGAUAAAUACCUUCUCUAUUAAAGUCAGAAGAAACAGAAUUUGUAGAAACUGUUUUAUGUUUAUUAUGUAAACAUGGCUUAAAAAUUAUGGACAAUGGAUAGAUUAAAGACAUUUGAUAUUUUUAAUUCAUACUAACUGUAGAAAUGGCCCUAAAGCAUGCUGCAUAAUUGAUAAUUUAUAUUUUCAUUAUUAUAAAUGUUUAUAUUAAUGAUAUUGCAUUUAAUUGUAUCAAAUUAGUCACCAUUUCAUAGCAACAGUAUUGUUUUCUGUUUUUCUUCUCUAACUUUCUAAAAUUAUAUCCUUCAAUGGGGAUAGAAAUUGUGAUUAAAAGAAUCACAUUUCUUGAUUAUCCCCAUAUGUAAAUUAAUCAUUUUAUCAAUACUAGAGGCCACAUGCUGACUCCCUGGAUACCUACAAUUGGGAAGAAAGUGACAGAUUAUUAUUUCACCUUUAGUUCAAAAUAACAUCACUGCAGUCUGGAGAAAUUAUAAUUUCACAUACUUGAAAUAAAAUCUCUGAAAAGUAUUUAAAUGGUAUCAAACUGCAGAGCAACAGGGCUUCAGUGUAUUCCCACCUGAGUUAAUAUAUACACUUGGAUGUUUUUUCUCACUAACAUAUUAAUGUUAAUAUUUUUUCAGACAUACUGUAAUUUAAAAAUUAAUGUGAACAUUUGUUAUAAGUUCACAGAAAACUUAAUGAUGUUCAAAUUCUCAGGAAUUAAGGACUAACCAUACAUUGUCAGUUCAAAUUAAAUUUUGUAAAGGAUGGCAAGUUUGUUACCUCACUUGAGUGGGGGUUCCCUCUCCCAAUUCUAAGAAAAUACAAUAUGUAUAAUAAAACAUUAAUAAAUAUAAUUUUAAAUUUUUC
This is a messenger RNA of Marmota monax (woodchuck), 5720 nucleotides long. It is a transcript of the gene Washc4, whose product is annotated as WASH complex subunit 4. The record is from RefSeq and is a predicted model, not a curated record. The transcript has 33 exons. Gene Ontology annotation, biological process: endosome organization; endosomal transport. Lineage: Eukaryota; Metazoa; Chordata; Mammalia; Rodentia; Sciuridae. Gene Ontology annotation, cellular component: WASH complex; endosome. The coding region runs from base 86 to 3607 and encodes 1173 amino acids.